AAAUAUCUUAAUCGUUUCUCAGGUAGCCGAAACAAUCUUCACUCUCACCGGGAAACAUACAAAUACAGGUAAAAUGACAGGUUUUAAUCCUGUCAUCUCGUUCUUGAGACAUACACGUCUUAGUUGGUUCGACAGUUCAUUUGGGAAGAUUUUAUAAGGACGCUGUAAUUUAUAUUUUGUGUUGUGUUUAUAUUUUGUUCCUCGUGCAUUUGUUAUGGUCGUGUUGUUGUUUUCCACACUCCUAAAAUAGCAAGCUUGGUUUUUUUUUAUUUUCUUACAGUACACAAUUCCUCGUCUUAUUUUGUCAACAGAGGAAGAAGUGCGAGGAGAAGAAACGUCUGUAGAUAAUUAUUCUCCUGGUGGUCUCUCAGAAAUGGACCCUAUGGAUCGAGGAAUGCGCUACACUCCCGGCCCUUCUUCGGAUAAGGACUGGGAACAAGCUGACACAUUCUUGCCAGCAUCAGAUAAUAAAAAGAUGGAGAAGAAGAGGGGCCCUGGGAAAGUUGGGAUCAUUGUUGUUCUGGUGAUCUCGGCAGCUGUUUUGGCUUUGAUCAUUGGGCUUCUGGUCUGGCAUUUCCACUUCCAGAAGGAUUUGAAGUCACAGAAGAUUUACACCGGCUCAGUUAGGAUAGCAAAUCAAGCUUUUGUGGAUGCGUAUGAAAACCCGGACAGUGCAGAGUUUAAAGACUUGGCAAACCAAGUCAUGGCUCAGCUAAAAUCAAUGUACUCAGAAUCUCCACAACUGUCUAAAUAUUACAUUGGUUCCGAAGUCCAAGCCUUCAGCAAAACCCACUGACGGACUGUAAUCAUGAUUACUUGUUUUCAUCAGCUGUUUGGACUCUCAUUCUGACGGCACCCAUUCACCGCAAAGGAUCCAGUAGUGAAUAAGUGAUGUAAUGCUACAUUUCUCUCAUGAAGAAACAAACUCACUCAUCUACAUUU
Carassius carassius (crucian carp) is the source of this 942-nucleotide messenger RNA. Its product is annotated as suppressor of tumorigenicity 14 protein homolog. NCBI's taxonomy places the organism in Eukaryota, Metazoa, Chordata, Actinopteri, Cypriniformes, Cyprinidae. The transcript is spliced from 5 exons. The record is from RefSeq and is a predicted model, not a curated record. Bases 374 to 796 code for a protein of 140 amino acids.